AUGUUUGUUGGUGCUUUGGUGGCCAACACUGUGACAGUGUUCUGUGCUGAGAAAGAUUUCUGUAGGAGAGCAGAGGAACAGAGGAAAAAGAUGCAGGGCACAUCUUUCAAUCCUUUUGUGACAUAUGACCAGAGCAAGAACCACAAGAGGCAUUUCAAUGCCCUUUCCCACAUACAGAGGAAAAUUAUAUCUCCUCUUUUGAAGGAGCUGAGACAGAGGUACAAUGUCUGCUCCAUGCCCAUUCGAAAAGAUGAAGAAGUCCAGGUAGUUCAAGGACACUACAAAGGACAGCAGAUUGUCAAGGUAGUCCAGGUUUACAAGAAGAAUUAUAUGAUCUACACUGAGCGUGUACAGUGGGAGAAGACUAAUAGCACAACUGUCCAUGUAGGCAUUCAUCCCAGCAAGGUGGUUAUCACAAGGCUAAAACUGGACAAAGACCAGAAAAAGAUCCUUGAAUGGAAAGCCAAAUCUCACCAAGUAGGAAAGGAAAAAGGCAAAUAUAAGGAAGAAAUGAUUGAGAAAAUGUAA
Molecule: messenger RNA, 528 nt
Organism: Dromiciops gliroides (monito del monte)
Lineage: Eukaryota; Metazoa; Chordata; Mammalia; Microbiotheria; Microbiotheriidae
Product: 60S ribosomal protein L26-like 1
Exons: 2
Coding region: 1-528 (175 amino acids)
Biological process (GO): cytoplasmic translation; ribosomal large subunit biogenesis
Cellular component (GO): cytosolic large ribosomal subunit
Molecular function (GO): structural constituent of ribosome; RNA binding
Source: RefSeq, a predicted model, not a curated record